UCUUGUUUGUAUGCCAGCAUUCAACAAGAGUCUAUGAGUUCAUGAGUUCGGGCAAUAUCGUCAAUAGAUAUUGGGCUUUCAAUCUCCAGGGUCUUAUAUCAAAGAGGAUUUUCGAGUCAUAAUCUGUUAUCGGCGAUUUUGCCGCACCUUUCCCAGUGUUGCUUGCUUCCUUUCUUUUCCUACUCUUUCUUGUUUCUUUUGUUGCGAAAGCGAUACCCCUUAAGUUUCAUCUAAUUACAUUCGCAAACACUUUCAUUGGACGUCCAAUUGAAUACAAUGUCAUCCUCUGUUCACUUCAAGUUCAAAUCUCAGAAAGAACCCUCAAGGGUAACUUUUGAUGGUACCGGUAUCUCUGUCUUUGAAUUGAAACGUGAAAUUAUCAAUCAGAGUAGGCUGGGUGACGGAACCGAUUUCGAGCUGUCUAUCUACAAUGAAGAUACUGGGGAAGAGUACGAUGACGACACCACGAUUAUACCUCGUUCGACUUCUGUCAUAGCUCGCAGACUACCUGCAUCACGACCUGGCAAAGGCGGUGCUACUCGUUAUGUAUCCGGCAAAAUGCCAGUCAAUGCGCGCAAUGCUCCUCGUAAUGACCAAGCUUCGUCAAGUCGAACAGUGUCCCAUUCUAGCAAUACAGUCAGCAAUGGCGUCCUAGAGCUUAACAAUGCGCAGACCGAAGAAGAGAAGAUAAACGCACUUUUUAACCUGCAGGCCAAUCAAUGGAAAGAACAACAACAAGAGAUGGCAAAUGCUACACCUGUCCCAUUCGGUCGCGGAAGAGGCAAAUCUAUUAAUGUCCCCGACCAUCCUCCACCUCCCGGAUACCUUUGUUAUCGCUGCCGUGAAAAAGGUCACUGGAUCCAAGCGUGCCCGACUAACAAUGAUCCUAAAUUCGAUGGCAAGUAUCGAGUGAAGCGGUCAACUGGCAUACCUCGCUCUCUUCAAACGAAAGUUGACAAGCCCGAUUCACUCACAAUAGAUGGCUCUAGUGAAGAUCUAAAGAAUACAGGCGUUAUGGUUAAUGCUGAUGGUGAUUUUGUCAUUGCCAAACCAGACAAGGCAGCCUGGGAAUUGUAUCAAGAAAAGGCUAAGGCCUCGGCGGCGGCGGCAGCAGAAGCUGCGGCAGCAGAAUACAGCAAGGAGUUGCAAGCACGUGGGCUAGAAUGUCCAAUUGAUAAACGGAUGUUCUUAGAGCCCACAAAAACGCCUUGCUGCCACAGAACUUACUGCAAUGACUGUAUUACAAAUGCCUUAAUUGAAAGCGAUUUCGUCUGCCCUGGAUGUGGAACUGAAGGUGUCCUACUGGAUAAUCUAUCUGCGGACGAUGAUGCCAUCUCAAAGACCAAGGUUUAUGAGAUCGAGAAAGCCGAUUCAAAGAAAGAGAAGGAGAAGCAAUCGGCUACUCAAGAAAAUCCACCAACAAACAAAACAUCUUCCUCGGGUGAUGACUUAAAUAGCAAAGCAGAGGCGCCAUCGCUAGCCUCGCCUAGGGCAGUUUUGUCGAAGCAUUUCAAGAAAAGGCCUGCAGAGGAUGGUCCUGUUGAUGGGCUUACCGAAGAGUCAGACUCAGGUUUCACACAGAAGAAACAGAAAGCCGAAGAUCAUCAUAAGCCAACUGAAACCCCACCCUCACAACUCAAGGAUCCUUCUACCGGAUUUCAGUCGCUUUCUUUUGGUCAUCAAAUGCCUUUUAGUGGACUCAAUUUUAUGCAGAGCCAGGGCAUUCCUUCCAUGUCUUUUCCUGAUACUGGUUUCGUUGGAGAAGGAAUGGGAUACAUGAAUCCUGUGGGCUUGCCUUCGUCGAAUAAUUACCCCAACGGCAUCGGCCAAUCCUGGAAUGCUAUGAGUGGUAUGAAUUUUAACCCGCUCCAAGGCGACCUAUAUGGCGACAGCACAAAUGGUACAGUCCAUUCUGGGUAUGGCGCAGCGAAUAUGUUCAAUGGCGUGGGCGAUACUCCAAUGAACAUGUUUCCCAUUAAUCACAUGGCAGGGAAUAUGCAACAGAAUAUAGGCUUCGCACAGACGCCAAGUAUAGGCCAUUUUUCAAACCAACAGCGGACCACAUUUAGCACCCCCUAUGCCAGAGAGGAAGAUACGGCAUACUUUCGUCAGCCUGUCAACCCACAACGUCAUCAAGCAAGAUAUCGGAGGAUAAGGCCUAGUGAUUAUCGGGAGCUUUAAGCUCCUUGUAGGGAUCCAGGCGAUGUUUCCCCUUUGUUACUUUGGGUCCAUGCCGGCUUGGGAGUUACGGAGCAUAUUCUGUGUGUGGGAACUACUCUUCUCUUUUCACAUGUAGUAUCUUUCUUGCCUGUAUAUUCUACAUAUGUGAUGUAUACACUAUAAGUCGUUGCAUUGAUCAUGUAUUACCUGAGUUGGGCUAAAAUCGGGCGACGUCUCGCAACAGCCAUGAUUGCCAAGAGACCUUGCAAGAUUGAUUCUAGUUAUGAUAGACAAUCCAAGACGUAGGUUUACCACAUCCUUCAGAAGGGUAGUUUAUUGACACGUGACUAUAUCCACAACCAAGUCAGAUGACCGUACUCCGUAUCAUCAUCUUGACUAAUUAAUAAUGGCCAACAGCGGCCCAAAGUUAACCCCCUU
Messenger RNA from Aspergillus alliaceus, 2598 nucleotides. RefSeq names its product cleavage polyadenylation factor subunit MPE1. Gene Ontology annotation, cellular component: nucleus. NCBI's taxonomy places the organism in Eukaryota, Fungi, Ascomycota, Eurotiomycetes, Eurotiales, Aspergillaceae. The transcript has 4 exons. Bases 277 to 2181 code for a protein of 634 amino acids. Gene Ontology annotation, molecular function: nucleic acid binding; ubiquitin protein ligase activity; zinc ion binding. Gene Ontology annotation, biological process: mRNA processing; ubiquitin-dependent protein catabolic process; protein ubiquitination. The record is from RefSeq and is a predicted model, not a curated record.